GGAGACGACGGCCCAGAGAAAGACAAGUUGCUAGAGCAGGAGGCCCGCCACAACCGCGACAAGCGGUUGAAGCGGUUCCUCGCAGCCGGCGGCUCGCGCAAGGCCACGACCGACAAGGCGCGCGGUCUCCUGACGGAGUGGCCCGACGCGCUCCCGCAACGGCGGGACAAACGCACCACUGCCUGGAAGGAGGAGGAUAUGAAGGCCGCAGCCGGGCGGGAGCACUAUGACCGGCUGGCCGAAGCCGCGGCGGACCGCCUCUUGGCCCAACUGCCGAGCCCAUCAAGCGAAGACUUGAAGGAGCCGAGUGAAGUGGCCGCCGAAACAGAACCGGAGGCACGGCAGAGGCAAAUCGAAGAUG
Messenger RNA from Durusdinium trenchii, 361 nucleotides. Lineage: Eukaryota; Dinophyceae; Suessiales; Symbiodiniaceae. The record is from the annotation of a GenBank genome assembly.